UCACCUGUGACUAUCCUCCGAUCAGCUCCUAAGUUUCAGGUCUUCAUGUUAGGUUUCAGGAAAUCGUCGAGAAGCGAUACCAAGGCGAAAUCGUCGAAGCUCGACCGGAGCAACAGUUUGAGAAGCAAAAUGAUGAGACAAAACUUCGAUUACGAGGAGAAGUCCGUACCUAAGUAUCUCAAGUUGAUUAGGCCGUUCUACGUGAAGAUCUCAAAUAAGGUGAAAUCGACCGAUUCCGCAACUCCGUCGUCUUCUCCGGUUAACUUGAUCGGAAGCUUUAAGAUUGUGACGCGGAAUUUAGGAAAGAGUCGAUCGGCUUCGGUUGGAGUUGCGCCGCCGUCGAUCCGCCGGAGAGACGAUUCCUUGCUGGAACAGAACGACGGAAUCCAAGGCGCCAUUCUCCAUUGCAAAAAAUUCUUCAAUUCUUCAUCCCAAGAUUAUUCGCGAUUAUUUAGAGCUACGAGCGAUCCAUCACACGAGACACUAAGAGCAGCGUCGAGAAAUUCAUUCGAGGAGCAAAAACGGUGCAGCAUUUGAAUCGCAGUUCAGUAGCGGAAAACAGAAGCAGCGGGAAGAUAGUUUUUGAAAAGUGAAAAAGAAAAAAAAUUGAAAUCGGGCAGUCCAAUUAGUAUAGCAAUGCAUAGUUGUUGUUCUGUAACAACUAGUAGUAAAACUAAAAAGUAACUGAUGGCCAAAUAUUAGAGAUGCUUAGUGUGGCUAAACUUUUAAAAGAAUUUUAAAUGUCAUGUCCUGCAAUGUAAUUUUAUGGACUUUUCUACUUAUAAUGAUCAC
This is a messenger RNA of Salvia hispanica, 792 nucleotides long. It is a transcript of the gene MAKR5, whose product is annotated as membrane-associated kinase regulator. Gene Ontology annotation, cellular component: plasma membrane. Lineage: Eukaryota; Viridiplantae; Streptophyta; Magnoliopsida; Lamiales; Lamiaceae. The record is from RefSeq and is a predicted model, not a curated record.